Aspergillus novofumigatus IBT 16806 is the source of this 1056-nucleotide messenger RNA. RefSeq lists its product as uncharacterized. The record is from RefSeq and is a predicted model, not a curated record. NCBI's taxonomy places the organism in Eukaryota, Fungi, Ascomycota, Eurotiomycetes, Eurotiales, Aspergillaceae. Bases 70 to 597 code for a protein of 175 amino acids. The transcript has a single exon.
UGUGUACUUUGCAGUCUGUUUAAUUGACUAUGGAGAAAGACUAUUAAACAGGGAAAAUCCGAUCCAAGAAUGAUAGAUUUAGAAGACAAGCAUUGUGGGAAGGAGCUUGCUGGAAUCUAUAACAUCAUAACCAUAGCAAGUAAAGUAAACAAGCUUGCACCAAGGGAAGCAACUGUUGACCAAUUUCCUUCUGACGUGAGGUUAGACGUGGAGGUCGAACAUCUAACUGAUGCUGGAUUAACAGUCCCAGUGCAGCUAACCAUUUGGGUUACAGUUAUCACUGUCACUGGACUCACCAUCGAAGGAAUGUGGGUAGAUCUCAGGGCAAUGAUAUUGCCAGAAACACAGUCAGGAAUCCUGCUAAAUAAUGAAGAGAAAGAAGCAGCAGGCGAGGAAGUGGGCGAUGAAGCAGAGGAGGAAGCAGGAGUAGCAGCAGAAGUGGCCACACACCACACCAAGGCGCUGAACCAUGCAAACAACAGCCUGGAAGCACUGCAGAGCAUUAUUGGAUCAACUUGGGGUGCUUUGCUGGAGGCCAUGCAUGUAAUCUAUUAUGGUGUGGUCAUCCCACAGCUCCUAUAUAGAGUCAUGGCAUAGUUUACCCCUGCUAGCAGGCUGAUUCCAGCAGGGAAAUAUGCUAGAAUCAUGAAUGAAUUCACCAAGAUCCAAAAGCACGCGGCUAUACUGAUCAGCAGAGCCUUUCAGGGAACCACUGCAGCUGCACUUAAUAUGGAACUAUACCUACUACCAAUAGGCCUGCAGAUGCAGCAGAUCAUCAAGGAAACUGCUAUUCAAAUCCAGACAGGGCCAAGGUUUGCCUGCCCCCAAGGACUCACAGGAAAGCCACAACUAACCAGAGAGAUACAGUGGGGUGGCCUCACUCCACCGGAGGCACUUAGGAAGAGAGGUGGCCCACUAGCCCCUACCCUAAGAUGCCUGGAGGGAUGGGAAACACAGAAAGUGUAUAUACUCCCCCCAUGGGAGCCACCCCUCCAUUACAUGAUUAAGGACCACAAAGCCGCACUAAUGAUGUACAAUGAAAUAUGCAAAGACAAU